AUGGAUUUUACCUGGUGUUUGACAUGUUUGAUAACUUCGUUGACAUUUCUAUAUGGAUCAGUCAUUUCACAGACCAACAUGGAUGUUCAAAAUUUAUAUACACAUUUGUUUACUACAAAUAAUUAUAACAAGCUUAUCAGACCAAGUAGAAAUCAGUCGGUUCCGAUAUCAGUACAUGUCAUUUUUACACUUUACGGCAUAUCAGGAGUGGACGAAAUCCACCAGAAACUGACCACUACUGGAUGGCUUGAAAUUGAAUGGACAGAUGAAUUGUUGUCAUGGAGACCGUCAAGUUUUGGAGGGCUAAGGUAUAUAUAUUAUCCUCAAGGCAACGUAUGGAAACCUGACAUAUCUUUACAAAAUGGGUUUUCAAAACUGGAUGAGCUCGGUUCGAAAUUCAUAUCGGUGUAUAUUGGUUCAAAUGGAUUGGUAAAUUGGAGGCCCCUCCAAGUUUUUAAGUCCAAAUGCGAUAUUGAUUCAACAUACUUCCCGUUUGAUAGACAGACGUGUCAUUUAGAUUUUGAGGCUUGGAGUUUGUCUAGUGCAGAUGUUCAUAUAACACAAGGAAGCAAGGGAAUAGUAUUGGCCGAUGAUCUACAGAAACAUGGUGAAUGGAAAAUAGUAUCUUCAUCUGCCGUGAAUCUCGCGGAAUCUCACGAGACAAAAGUUCGGUUUACGAUCAUGAUUCAACGAAAAUCAUUGUACGCUAUAAUGAAUUACAUUAUACCGAUUUUGUUACUUUCAAUACUGGACAUUUUUACAUUUAAAAUACCAGUUGACACUGGGGAACGCAUAGGAUAUGUUAUAACAGUGUGGCUAGCAUUUGCUGUGUUUCUAACGAUUAUCAGUGAUGCGUUACCACAGAGUUCAGAAUCUAUUCCGAUUGUUUCUAUCUAUAUCAUGCUACAAAUUUUUAUCGGAACUGUGAUUGUUAUCAUUUCAGCAAUAGAAUCCGGAUGUGCACAUCGAUCCGAUCAUGAAUCAGUGUAUUACAUAUUAAGAAGACUUACAAAAAAAUGCCGAAAACGAAUCGUACAAUCAAACCCGGAAAAUUCCAUGUGUUUGGAUAGCGGUUGUGUAACGACAUUGGCUACCCAUGAGGGUCUGUGUUUGUGCGAAGACGAAGUCUGUGUUACAUGGAAAGAAGCGAUCUCAGCUCUUGAUAAAGUUUUAUUCUGGGUUUGUCUGACAAUAUUUGUUUCGUCCACUUUGAUCACGUUACUUGUUGCAGGUCUCAAGUACAUAUAA
Molecule: messenger RNA, 1248 nt
Organism: Mytilus trossulus (common blue mussel)
Lineage: Eukaryota; Metazoa; Mollusca; Bivalvia; Mytilida; Mytilidae
Product: neuronal acetylcholine receptor subunit beta-4-like
Exons: 1
Coding region: 1-1248 (415 amino acids)
Biological process (GO): nervous system process; signal transduction; monoatomic ion transmembrane transport
Cellular component (GO): synapse; neuron projection; plasma membrane
Molecular function (GO): transmitter-gated monoatomic ion channel activity involved in regulation of postsynaptic membrane potential; excitatory extracellular ligand-gated monoatomic ion channel activity; transmembrane signaling receptor activity
Source: RefSeq, a predicted model, not a curated record